Molecule: messenger RNA, 808 nt
Organism: Carassius gibelio (silver crucian carp)
Lineage: Eukaryota; Metazoa; Chordata; Actinopteri; Cypriniformes; Cyprinidae
Gene: mrpl30
Product: mitochondrial ribosomal protein L30
Exons: 5
Coding region: 284-748 (154 amino acids)
Biological process (GO): translation
Cellular component (GO): large ribosomal subunit; mitochondrion
Molecular function (GO): structural constituent of ribosome
Source: RefSeq, a predicted model, not a curated record
CACAAAGAGUCGUUUCCGUUUCCAGUCAAGCUACUUUGCGUAGCGCAUGCAAUGUAAUGUAGUUAGUUGUUAUGGUACGUUUAUCCGUUAACAUAUCGCAAUAACAUGGGUAUUUAAGUGAAUAACAUUAAAUUAUUUUAUGCAGUUGUGGUCACUGUAUAACGCUAGUCUAUUUAUUGAGUGUUGAACUGGACAUGAUUAAUUAUAACUAGCUCGCUAGCUAAUAACCUUCCUAAGUAACGUUAGCGUUGAAGUCAACGUCAGUCAGUGUGUAACGUUAAUCAUGGCAGGACUGUAUCGAGCUCUUCUAACAUCUGCCUCCAGUGUCACAAAGAAUCUGACACAAGCCACAUCGUGUCGCACUAAAUUCACUAAGAGUCGCAUCCCUCCACAAGUAUUUGAGGAACGAGCAAAAGAACAUGACAAGUAUGGUGGUGAUCCAGAACACCCACAUAAACUGCACAUAGUGACACGAGUUAAAAGCACAAUGAGACGACCCUAUUGGGAAAAGAAGGUUGUGAAGAGUUUGGGGCUUAUGAAGGCACAUGAACCCCGUAUCCACAAGAACACCCCAUCAGUGAAUAAUCUACUGAAAAUCAUUAAGCAUCUAGUGAGGAUUGAGCCUCUCAAGCUCCCCUAUGGAUUGCCUGCUGAGGAGGACAUGGCGAACACAUAUCUGAACAGCAAAGGCGAGCUGGUGGUGAAACGUCUCUUGAAACCACUUGAGCAAAAAGCCAUUGAAUCAUAGAAUUUGUGUGGCCUACCAUUUGUGCUGUGUUUUUGUUGUUUAAUAAAGAUUUGAAUACCA